This is a messenger RNA of Clupea harengus (Atlantic herring), 340 nucleotides long. RefSeq names its product histone H4. The record is from RefSeq and is a predicted model, not a curated record. Gene Ontology annotation, cellular component: nucleosome. The transcript has a single exon. Lineage: Eukaryota; Metazoa; Chordata; Actinopteri; Clupeiformes; Clupeidae. Gene Ontology annotation, molecular function: protein heterodimerization activity; structural constituent of chromatin; DNA binding. The coding region runs from base 17 to 328 and encodes 103 amino acids.
UAACGAGAGUUGAAGAAUGUCUGGACGAGGAAAAGGCGGGAAAGGUCUUGGAAAAGGAGGCGCCAAGCGUCAUCGCAAGGUUCUCCGUGAUAACAUCCAGGGAAUCACAAAGCCCGCUAUCCGUCGCCUGGCUCGCCGUGGUGGUGUAAAGCGAAUCUCCGGCCUCAUCUACGAGGAGACUCGUGGUGUGCUCAAGGUUUUCCUGGAGAACGUGAUCCGUGAUGCCGUCACCUACACCGAGCACGCCAAGAGAAAAACCGUCACCGCCAUGGAUGUGGUCUAUGCUCUGAAGCGUCAAGGCCGCACUUUGUACGGCUUCGGCGGUUAAAGUGUACUCUAC